AUGUCUUCCCAACGGUUGCAAAGAACGACAGAGAACCCAACUCUCGAGCUUAAAAUCAUAUCAGCCUAUGAUGUCAGCAAUAUCUAUGCUACGGACAAGGUGGACGUGUACGCUGUCGUUUCAUUGAAAGGCGACGAUACUCAAAAGAAACAAGCCGCCAAAACACCCAUUGACUACGAUGGUGGUUCCAACCCGACGUGGAAUCACACCAUCAAGUUCUCCAUCAACGAGAAAGCUGGUGAGGGUCCAUUAACCAUCUACAUCAAGUUAUUUAGCUAUUGGCUCGAAGGAGAGAACGACCUUUACUUGGGAGAAGUCAACGUCUCCGUUCAAGAACUUUUAGCCUCAAAUCCACUUCCACCGUUUGCUAACCGUAACGUCAAUAAAAUGAAGUUGGUAACGUACCCUCUCAGUUUCAUAGGAGAAACAAAACCAAAUACAAAGCUGUCUCUCUCCUACCGGUUUAAUCCGGUUAAGGAUCUCUAUCCUCCAACACCGUUUAGCCAACCUAUAUACCCAAACCCGGAUCCAAAUGGAUCAUGUCAGCCAUUCAUAUACUCUCCUCAUCAGUUACAAACCACCACGGUGACAAAACUAGCCCUAGAGCUCGUGAUCAAAUGCGCCAAGGACAUAAAGAAAGUCAACGUAUUCGACGAAAUGCAUGUAUACGCUUCGGUUACGAUCCGUGAGGGCAAGGAAACAGUUAAGCAUAGGAGCACUACACCUAUAGCAUUCUCCGCUUAUCAAAACCCUAAGUGGGAUCACACCGUUAAGUUUACACUCGACGAGGGUUUAGCUCGAGACGACCGUUUGUUGCUAUCCGUUGAGUUAAUGAGCCACAGACCGAUUCUAGGAGAUAAGCGUAUUGGAGAAGUCAACGUCUCGGUUCAGGAUCUUUUGAGUUUGAGUCCUCCGUUAACAAAAGGUGAUGGUAACGACAUGAUGUUGGUGACGGAGGAUGUGUCAACGUUGUCAGGCAAGAAAGGAACAUUGAGCUUCACGUAUAGGUUUCUUAGGGAACAAGUUACAGUUUCUAAGCCUUCACCACAAACAAACCCUCAACCAUUUAUUAUGUAUCUACCUAUGGGGCAUCAAGCAUACUCGUCACCGGAUUCGAUUCAAGCCGGGUCAAGCAAUGGUUUAGUACCAAUUUGUAUGGCGCCUCCAUUUCAGUCACAUGGAUACCAAUACUAUUCACCUCACCAACCACAAGAGAAUACACAUCACCAACAACAAUUCCAGCUACCGUCUCGACCACUAUAUGAUACACAUCCAGAGUCAUAUCAGUCAUAUGGAAACCAACAAUAUUCACCACCCGAACCACUACCUCAACAUAAACUCCAGAUUCCCCCUCAACAGUCGACACAAGCGCAAACGGAAGGCGCGCGACCACAAGGGAAGCCGCAAGGGGGUGCCAUGGCAGCGAUGGGAAUAGGGGCAUCGGUUUUGGGACGAGUAAUAGGUGGAGCUUUAAUGAGUGACAUGAUGAUGUCUGGUGAAGCAAACAUGUACGAGGGUGGGGAUUGA
Messenger RNA from Eruca vesicaria subsp. sativa (arugula), 1527 nucleotides. Lineage: Eukaryota; Viridiplantae; Streptophyta; Magnoliopsida; Brassicales; Brassicaceae. The record is from the annotation of a GenBank genome assembly.